Cornus florida is the source of this 917-nucleotide messenger RNA. RefSeq names its product phosphopantothenoylcysteine decarboxylase subunit VHS3-like. The record is from RefSeq and is a predicted model, not a curated record. Lineage: Eukaryota; Viridiplantae; Streptophyta; Magnoliopsida; Cornales; Cornaceae. The transcript is spliced from 4 exons. Bases 182 to 760 code for a protein of 192 amino acids.
AAGCACAAUCUGCAUUCCGAGCCCUAAUUUUUCUGACCCCUCUCUCCACCAAACACUGCUAAAAGAAACCCUUCACUACAGGAGUACAAGAUCUCUCUCUCUCACUCUCACACCCACACACCCACACCCCACCUGCUCUCACUCUGCUCUUUGAUUAUUGCUUUCCACAGUUCCUGGUGCAAUGGAGGUGAAGAGUAAUUACGCUGUGGUGGAGGCUGCGGUGGUGAAAACAGCUCUUACUGCUCAGAUAUCUCCUGUUUGGCUUCUCUUGCAGAUUGCAUCCUUGCGCAAUGAUAUCGAUAUGCUUUCUGACACCAUUGGAGCUGAUAAACGGUUUCCUCUUGGUGACCUUAAAAAAUUGACAGAGCCUGGUGAUGGUAACAAGGAUGCUAGUGAUACCGAGGUUGGUGAUGAAAACCAAAAUGACAGUGAUGAUGAUGAUGAGGAAGGUGACGAGGAUGAUGAUCUUUCAGAUGAUGAUAGUGACGAUGAAGAUGAUUCCGAGGACGACUCUGAUGCCAUUGGCGAUGGAGCAAGUGAUGAUAACAGUGAUGACGACGACAAUGAUGAGGAAGAUGACGACGAUGAAGAAUCUGAUGACGAUGAUGAGGACGACGAGGAGGAAGAUCAAGCUCAGCCACCAUUUAAGAAGAAAAAUCCACAAGUUCUAAACAGAAUAAGGUCAUGCCAGAAAUGCUAUAUUUUUGAAAGGGCAAGAAAGGUGUUCCCAUUGGUAUCAGGAUCCUCUCGAGUCCAGUGAAUGGUUUUGUGCGUGCAUUUUAAAUUGAUGGUGCAACAUACCACAUUGAGGAUACGAUACUCAUGAAACAUAUUUAUUUCAAGGAUGCAACACCCCCAUAAGGUGCAACAACUGCUUCAAUUAUUGAUGAAACCUCAGCCUUGACAAUUGUUAUUCG